AUUCAUUCCCAUUAUUCUCAUUUCUGAGCUUUGUUUCUCUUCUUUCUUCUAUCUAUCUAUCCCUUUCAAUUUCACAUAAACAACAAAAAACAAAAUCACAAUUGAAUAUUAGUAUUCAUAUAAGAAGUGGCGAAAAGAUCCCAAAGUCCAACAUUGAAAGAGAAAUUCUUGUGUGUUGCGUAGCAGUGUCUGUCACACAACACAACAUGUCUUUCUCUACCACCACAAUAAUUCCACCACGUAUGUUGUUGGGAAAAACAACAACCACCUACAACAACAAUGAUGCAUUCACAUUCACCCACGUUGUACCACCACAACCACUUGUACGAGGUUCAUGUUCCUCAAGGACCAGCUACAUUGGUUUUGUUUCAAAAUUUGACAAAACUUGUUCUUCUUCUUCUUCACCUAUCAUGGAAGAAGAAGAAGAAGAUGAUCAGAAAAAAUUGAAUCUUUUCUCCAAAUCAGAACAAGAAAAAGAUGAUUAUUCUAAGGAAUUAGAUGUUGCUGUCAGAGCUGUUCAAAUGGCUUGUUCACUUUGUCAGAGAGUGCAGGAUACUAUAAUUUCCAAAACCAAUCAUCAGGUUCAAUCAAAAGAUGAUAAUUCUCCUGUUACUGUUGCUGAUUGGAGUGUCCAAGCAGUUGUUAGCUGGAUAUUAUCCGAGUGUCUAGGAAGCGAAAAUAUCUCAAUUGUCGCCGAAGAAGAUGUUCAAACGCUCUCCAAAUCUAAUGCAUCUGAAUUAUUAGACUCUGUGGUUAAAACUGUGAAUGAAUGCCUAGCUGACGCACCUCGAUUUGGGGUUCAGAAGCCAAAAUCAUCACUUGGGACUUCAGAAGUUCUCGAUAUCAUUAGUCGUUGUAACUCAACCGGUGGUCCUUCUGGAAGAUUUUGGGUAUUGGAUCCUGUCGAUGGCACACUCGGGUUUGUUCGCGGCGAUCAAUAUGCUGUAGCUCUAGCGCUCAUAGAGGAUGGCGAAGUAGUGCUUGGUGUUCUUGGAUGUCCUAACUAUCCAAUGAGGAAGGAAUGGUUAGGUUAUCAGCAUCGGUAUCAUAGGAUAGUGUCAAAGUUAACUCCUCCGAAUUCUGAUAGUUGGAACAAAGGUUGUGUGCUAUAUGCUAAAAAGGGUAGUGGAAAAGCUUGGAUGCAACCACUGCUAAAUGUGAAUAAGAUGUUUGUGUGGCCAAACCAUGCAAAACAAGUUUUUGUCUCUUCUAUCGACAAUCCAGCAUUGGCUACGUUUUGUGAACCAGUUGAGAAGGCCAAUUCAAGCCAUUCUUUUACUGCAGGACUUGCUCACAGUGUUGGUCUCAGGAAACAACCAUUAAGAGUAUACAGCAUGGUGAAAUAUGCAGCAAUAGGUCGUGGAGAUGCUGAGGUUUUCAUGAAAUUUGCAAGGGCAGGUUACAAGGAGAAAAUAUGGGAUCAUGCUGCAGGUGUUAUCAUCAUACAAGAAGCCGGUGGUGUGGUAACAGAUGCUGGAGGAUAUCCCCUAGAUUUCUCAAAAGGCUUGUAUUUAGAAGGCUUAGAUCGCGGUAUAAUCGCUUGUUCUGGAGCCUCGUUGCAUGGAAAGAUCAUUGAAGCUGUUGAUGCUAGCUGGGGAUCCUCUAGCCUUUGAGGCUGUUUCUAUAACUAUAGAUGUAUAUAUAUAUAUACACAUAGCAAAUAAUCUUAAUAUUUUUUCAUCUUUUAGAUUUGGUUUUGCAUAAUACUAUAUGCAUUGACAUAUUAGUAACAUCAUUUUGUCCGAAAGUAUCCUUCUGAACACAUGUGAGGAGCGGAAAAAGAAGCUCCCAUUGUUUGGUCCUAACAUCAUUUCGUCUGCGAGGAAUUGAACAUGAAUGUGUUAAGAUAAA
Trifolium pratense (red clover) is the source of this 1851-nucleotide messenger RNA. Its product is annotated as PAP-specific phosphatase HAL2-like. NCBI's taxonomy places the organism in Eukaryota, Viridiplantae, Streptophyta, Magnoliopsida, Fabales, Fabaceae. The transcript is spliced from 3 exons. Bases 207 to 1613 code for a protein of 468 amino acids. Gene Ontology annotation, biological process: phosphatidylinositol phosphate biosynthetic process; sulfate assimilation. The record is from RefSeq and is a predicted model, not a curated record. Gene Ontology annotation, molecular function: 3'(2'),5'-bisphosphate nucleotidase activity.